AUGCCAGAAAAACCUCCCCCCACCUUAGAACGUUACAAUGGUUCUGAGGACCCUGACAACCAUCUACGUAAUUUUAUAGAUGCCAUGGCAUUCUAUACUGACAACGACCCGGUAAUAUGCAGAGCUUUUUCUUUAUCUCUUAAGGGUGAAGCUUUGGAGUGGUUCCAUAAUCUUCCACGGAAUUCAGUAGAUUGUUUCGCCACUAUCGAAUCCUUAUUCCGAAAGCAGUAUGCAGCCAAUAAAAAACCGGCGGUGACUGCUGCGGAGCUUGUCCAUACCAAGCAGGAGAAGGAUGAGACCCUGAAGGCUUUUAUGCAACGGUAUAUCGAGACGGCCCGGCGCGUAAAGGAUAUCACUCCCGCUUUCAUUAUCAGCAAUCUAUCGUCCUGCUUAAGGCCGGGGCAGUUUGCGGAACAGUUGUAUGCUGAUCCCCCAGUAUCCAUGGAAGACUUGCAAUCCAUUAUUGCAAAAUUCAUCCGCAUCGAGGACCACCGUAACUCCAGAAAGAAACAGCAUCAAGAUAUCUCCAGCCAAGAGACAAGAAAACCAGUGAAGCGAUCCACUAACGACUACAAACCGGACAGAACACCUCGGAAGGAGUCGAGAUGGACGUCUAAGUACGAUCGUUAUACGACCCUCAAUGCACCACGGGCGAGGGUGCUUGAAGAGGCCUUACACGCCGAACUCUUGACCGUGCGACGAAAGGCCACCCCGAAGAAUGCGGACAGUAACAAAACCUGCCGGUUCCAUAUGAACCAGGGGCACGACACAGAAGAAUGCAACAUGGUGAAAGACGAACUAGAGAGACUCAUCCGUGCAGGUUAUCUCCAGAAUUACAUCAAGGAUAGAGUCUCCACUAGAGCCGCCACUCCGCGCCGAGGAGAUCAUCCUAAGCGAAGCCCCCAACGAACACACCCUAGAGAUGAUCAACACCGAAGGCGAUCGCGCAGUCCGCCUCGACGGACAGAGAGAGAGCGCUCAGUCCGAGGCCGCAUUGACACCAUAUCUGGCGGUUUCGCCGGAGGGGGCGUAUCAGCUUCAGCAAGGAAGCGACAUUUGAGGCAAUUGAAGUCGGUUCACAUGGUCGAGCGACAAUCUCGGUCGAUUCCUGACAUCACAUUUACGAACGCAGACUUUCAUGCACCCGACCCUGAUCAUGAUGAUCCUAUGGUCAUCACAGCUAGUAUCGCUCGGUAUGAUGUCAGCAAGGUCCUCGUCGACCAGGGGAGUUCGGUCAACAUUUUGUAUUGGUCCACCUUUCAGAAAAUGGACCUAUCUGAGGAUCUCAUCGCCCCGUUUAACGAGCAAAUCGUAGGAUUCUCAGGAGAAAGAGUGGAUACCAGAGGAUAUCUGGAUCUGCGAACUCGGCUAGGAAUAAGUCGGGAAGCACCUGAACUUAGAAUUCGGUUCCUGCUGGUCGAGGCGAAUACAUCGUAUAACGCCCUGCUAGGACGGCCUUGCCUUAAUGCGUUUGGAGCGAUCGUGUCUACUCCUCACCUCGCCAUGAAAUUUCCGACAGAGCAUGGUACCAUUUGUACCGUGAGGGCAGAUCAACGAACAGCCCGACAGUGUUAUGUGGCCGGGCUAAAAAUAACCCUUUUCCUUCCAACUAGAAGGGCGAAGGGAGCCGAGGCAGCGACAUUCGACUUAGACCCCCGCACCAACGUAGACGAGUGUCUUCAUCCGCAAGGCGAAGUUAAACUCCUAUCCUUGACGACUGACUCAUCUAAAACCACCAACAUUGGUGGGGACCUCACCUCAAGCGAAGAACACGCUCUGGGACAUAUACUACGGAACCAUGCAGAUUUAUUUGCAUGGACGACCACCGACAUGCCAGGAAUUCAUCCUGGGGUCAUGGCCCACAAAUUGUCCAUCUUCCGGGAGGCACGGCCUAUCGCCCAGAAGAAGCGACGGUUCGGGGAGGAGAAGCGCAAAGCCAUUCAGGUGGAGGUCGAGAAGUUGAUGAACGCCCAGUUUAUCAGGGAGUUAACUUACACUACGUGGCUGUCGAACGUAGUCAUGGUUAAGAAGUCAAAUGGUCAGUGGAGAAUGUGUGUCGACUUCACAGAUCUCAACAAGGCAUGUCCCAAAGAUUCAUAA
Molecule: messenger RNA, 2100 nt
Organism: Vigna angularis (adzuki bean)
Lineage: Eukaryota; Viridiplantae; Streptophyta; Magnoliopsida; Fabales; Fabaceae
Exons: 1
Coding region: 1-2100 (699 amino acids)
Source: RefSeq, a predicted model, not a curated record